AGCAAUAUCGAAAGUAAAGCUCACGAUUUCUUACUCUACUUCAAUCAUAUGAUUACGAUGAAAUAUCAUAGAGGCAUCUCAAGCGUUUUCUAUUUUUCAUAACCGUAUGGCUCUCUCCCCAGCUGCGGCUUCCAUUGUGUUUGAAAAUCUCUCAUCUUUUUGGUCCGGUGGUGGCCUUUCCUCUGACGCAAAAGGGAUGCAUGGUGAACUGGCGAUGGAUCGGCUCUGGUCGAUUGCUUGUAAAUUAAGGUCGUCUACAACCUUUCCCCAGUUGCGCUGCUUUUCGUCACUAGAUCAAGUACCAACGACUUUCACAUUGACGGCGGCGCGUGAUGAAGUCAAACCUCCAAUACUGGCUAGUAGAGCACCCAAGCAUCCUCCACUUCUCAUGGACGGAGGGUCAAACCCCUGCCUCCACCCCACUCUUCCUCAUCCUCGCCCUCCUCUCCUAUCUCUCCCUCACUCUGCUCCUCACGCGCCUCCCUCUCUCCCCCCUCAACCCCGCCCUCCUCAAACCAAUCUCAGCCCUCCACAACCUCACCCUCCUCCUCCUCUCCCUCAUCAUGGCCGUCGCUUGCACCCUCUCCAUCCUCUCCUCCCCUUCCUCCACCCUCUGCUUCUCCCCCCACACCAACCCCACCGGGCCCCUCUUCUUCUGGGCCUACGUCUUCUACCUCUCCAAGAUCCUCGAACUCCUCGACACCCUCUUCAUCAUCCUCAGUGGCUCCCUCCGCCGCCUCUCCUUCCUCCACGUGUACCACCACGCCACCGUCCUCGUCAUGUGCUACCUCUGGCUCCACACUCGCCAGUCCCUCUUCCCGGUGGCGCUCGUGACCAAUGCCUCCGUGCACGUGCUCAUGUACGCCUACUACAUGCUCUGCGCGGUUGGGAUCCGCCCCAGGUGGAAGCGGGCCGUCACGGACUGCCAGAUAGUCCAGUUCGUGUUCAGCUUUGCGGUGUCGGGUCGGAUGCUCUACCUGCAUUUCUCCGGGUCCGGCUGCUCCGGAAUAUGGGGAUGGUGCUUCAAUGCCGUCUUCAAUGCCUCGCUUUUGGCUCUCUUCCUUGACUUUCAUGGCAAGAGCUAUGCGGGUCCAAAGGAUAAACGGUCAUGAUCCAUAUUUUAUCUGAUUUUUUCCGCGCCCAUUUCACAGAUGCACCAGAAAUUGCAAUUUGAUUCACUCUUUUUUUUUUUUGGGGCUUCUGUUGAGCUUUGGUGUUUGUUUUCAUGGAUGGAACUAGCAUCUUGGCACCUAAUUAAGAUGCUUGCCUGCUGUGGGAUAAUGUUUCUGCAGUACACAGUACAAACUGUUUUUAUCUUUGUCUCUUUGUUAUGUGUAUUUUUGGAGGUUGAAGUUUUGGUGGAGAUACAUAGAUGUCUCUAACUUGGGUUCAUUUCUCGACUCGAUGUAAUAUUUAGGCCUAAAGCAGUAAAGCAUAGAACAAAGGGUAGCAAUGGGUAUACGAUAUGGAUUUUACCAUUAUGUAGUCUAAUUCUAAUCUAAUUUUCAGUUUUGUACGAUCAUUGGACUGUAAUGAGAUAGUGAGGUACA
Messenger RNA from Rosa chinensis, 1550 nucleotides. Its product is annotated as elongation of fatty acids protein 3-like. Lineage: Eukaryota; Viridiplantae; Streptophyta; Magnoliopsida; Rosales; Rosaceae. The record is from RefSeq and is a predicted model, not a curated record. The transcript is spliced from 2 exons. The coding region runs from base 333 to 1112 and encodes 259 amino acids. Gene Ontology annotation, molecular function: fatty acid elongase activity. Gene Ontology annotation, biological process: very long-chain fatty acid biosynthetic process; fatty acid elongation, polyunsaturated fatty acid; fatty acid elongation, monounsaturated fatty acid. Gene Ontology annotation, cellular component: endoplasmic reticulum membrane.